UCUCCGUCUCGCAGUUGGCCAGUCAGCUGUUUCGCUUUGGCAGCAAAAAGCGUGGCGUCUGCAUUUGCAAUGCCCAGUGUCGACUUCAAUCUCUUGGCGAGGGUCCACUGGGGCCCACGAUUAAGACACACCACGGAUCUUUGGACCGUCUGCUCCAGCAGCAGCAGCAGCAACAACACCAAGCCGUACAACAACAGCAGCAGCACCGUGGCAUGGCCACAGAUAAAUCCACGCAAGGCAUUACGGCGGAACGUUCCAUAAGUUGGGUGGUAGACGGAGGUGGUGGAGGCGCCCUACUAGGCGCUGCCGGAUCCGAUGGUGAUGGAGAUGAUGAGAAAGAUGGAGGAGGCACAGAACCUCCACCGCGGCCUCCCUCGCGGGCGAAGCCAAGUGCCAAGCCCAGCGUCAAGGAGGAAUUCGAUCGAGGCGUUGAGGUGGAGAAGUUCUAUCAUCAAAUCAAUGGGGAUAUCUUCGAAAUUACGAGGCGUGUACGUGCCCGUGAUGAGGACACCAUUGAACAAAAGUGCAUACGUCGCAAAGGCUCGGUGCGGCUUGUCGAAGGCCAUCAUGUGCGGCUGCCGCCAGAGCAGCCAUCGGAGCAGCGACCACAGCUGCCACCGCGCAGACAGAAGAGCGCCGAAGAGGUGGCCAUGCCCAAGAGUGCGCUGCGGUCAACAGCAGCAGGAGAUCAGCUGGAGUGGUUCGAUCGCAAGGCACAACAACGUCACUCCGCACGCUCCGCCGAGGGUGGUGCUGUGCGCGACGAGACCAUGGAGUGGCUGAAGCUGCAAAAGGGUGCCCAGCCAGCUCCAGCACGCACCUCCUCCGGUCCCAGCGAAAUAACCGUGCUCAAGGAUGAGCUGCCCGAGUGGCUACUCGAGCAUUUGCCACGCAAACGCUCCUUGGGUGAACGCCAGCUGUCGGAUUCAAAGCCUAGCAGUUCCUCCUACGCCAAGGCACUCAAGGAAGAGCUUUCAGAGCUGCUCAAGAAACCAUUAUCACGUCAGAGCUCUGGCCCCUGCGAGUUCUCGCUGCUCAAGACCGACAUUGUGGAGUGGCUGACCAAAAUGCAAACCUCCGCUUCUUCCAAGGAAGGUAAGCCGCGACGUUCUCACCACCGUCGCAAUGGCAGUGGUGGGGAUGCGCCGCGUUCCAAUUCGCAAGAGGAUGCAGCCGCUGCCAAGCAACAAGCCACACGCAAACGUCACUCGCUGGGCCACACACACGGCAGCGAAGAGCAAAUUGCCGACUGGAUUGCCUAUCCGCUGCACAAACUUCAGUCCCUGGGCAAACCACCGCCUGCGGUGCCACAGACACAAACCCAAACACUGGAUAGGCGCGCUGCAGUAGCGGCAGCGCAAGGCUAUGCGGUUCCGCAGCCCACAACACACACCCAGGUGUGCUUAGAGCGUCGGCGUGAGGAGCGUUCGCGGGAACGAAAGCUACGGCACUCGGCCAGCGAAGUGGUUGCGAGCACACCAGGCACAUCUGCCGUGAGCAGCGCUCAACUGGAACGUCUAUACGCAAAGCCACACAAGGAGCGCUAUCAGUAUGUGCCCAAGGUGAAGGAUUCCCAGCAGCCCCCUCAGUUGCCGCCCAAAGAGUCGAAAUCAAAACGCGAACGCUCGCGGCGCCAUCAGACACAACGUUCGGCCACCGUGUCGGACAUGUCCGGUCAUCGUGAUGGUGGCCAGAAGCGUAAGUCCUCGUCGGCAGAGCGUGCGCCGCGCUCGCCCUCGCCUUGCACCGAUCCCACUUGUCCGCUGCUGCCCAUUUGCACGGAUCCCCACUGCCGUUUCCUCGAGUGCCAGGCUGCCAAUCGGUGUGUGACCUCGUCCGCAUCUUCGGUUAAUCUAGCGCGUCAUCAACAGCUAGCUCAGGUGCAAAUGCAUGCCGUACCAGCCCAUAUCGCCACAUCCGACACAACGCCCUCAACGACGGCAACGCCGCCGCCACCGCCGCCGCCCGCACCACUGCAGACCCAGCCCCCUACGCAGCGACGCCUUGUGAUCUGCCAUGAGUGUCGUUCGUGCGCUCCGCUGAUCAGCUGCCAGAAUCGCAAAUGCUUAAAUGCCGCCAAAUGCAACUCACUGCCUCGUUGUGCCGCCGACUUCAACCGCCUGCGCACCACACUUGCCCAGCCACCGGCCACGCUGGAUGAUAUCGAGCCUGCGCCUCUGGAGCCAACGGCCAUCGAUGUGGGUCUGGCUGUGGAAUCGCCACCCCGUGCCCAUUAUCGUAGCUACUCUCAGCCCAAUACGCUGCAGCGGGGUGACUCCGCCUCUUCAGCGGUAGGAAUGGGUGGCUUGGCCGCUGCUUGGUUGGAGCCCUCAACGACAAUAUUACGAACGCUGCCAGCACAACCACUAAAUGGCCAUGGAUAUCACCUUAAUGGCCAUGGCGCCAAUGGAAAGCUGAUGAAGUCCGCCUCCGCGGCUUCGCUAAAUUCGCGUCGACGUCGACACAAAACGGUCCAUUUUGGCGAGAACCUUCUGCGCGAGGUUUGCCAAAACCGAAAACUCAUCAAGACAGAGCAAGUACCGUCCGGUUCGGCGCCCAUGAAAGCCAACAUCCAAAUGCUGUACAACUUUGUCGAGGGUGUGCUUAGCGCCUGGGUGGACGAUGACGAGGAUCAGGUGCGUUCGGGGGCCGAGUCAGAGCCAGAGCAUGGGUUGGUGGCACUGCAGCCCAUACAUCGGUGUAAUCGGUUGCGCUAUCAAUGCAUCAAGCGUGUCGUUGAGGAGGCCGCCGAGCUUCAGGGCACUCUGAAGCUGGGAAACUCACGCUAUCGCCAUCGCCAUUGGCGCAGUACGGCCAAGCAGUGCAACGAAAUGUUCCUUCGCAAGAUUUCGGACGAUGAUCGAAUGAGCCUAACUACUGCCGUUUCGGAUGAAGAUGAUGGCGAAAGUGUCAUGGCUUCACCAUAUAAAGCAAAGGCCACGGGCACGGCUGCAUCCUCCUUCAAUUGCACGGGCGCUGUGCGCAAAGCUGGUUUUCUAUCGGUAAAGAAAUGGUUACUACGCAAAAAACAUCAAAUCGAAUUGGCGCGCAAACGUGGCUGGAAGGGCUAUUGGGUGUGCCUGAAGGGCACCACGCUCCUGUUCUAUCCGUGCGAUUCGCGGGAGGGGCGAAGUGCUGAGGCCGCGCCCAAGCAUCUAAUCAUUGUGGACGGUGCAAUUAUGCAGCCGAUACCGGAGCAUCCGAAGCGCGAUUAUAUAUUCUGCUUGAGCACAGCAUUCGGAGACGCCUAUCUAUUUCAAGCGCCCUGUCAGGUGGAGCUCGAGAAUUGGGUGAACAGCAUACAUAGCGCCUGUGCCGCUGCCUUCGCACGUCAUCGCGGCAAAACGGGCACAUUGCAUCUGCUACAGGAGGAGAUUUUCCGCUUGGAGAAGGCCAUUGAAUCGGAUCACAAAUUGAAGCAUAUGGCAGAGCUGCAGCAAUCAGUUGUCACCGAUCAGGAGACACGCCAUCAGAUACAGACUCAGAUUUUGCAAUGGGAGGAGAACCUGGAGCGUUUGCACUGCGAACAGUUCCGCUUGCGUUGCUACAUGGCCUCGCUCCAGAGCGGCGAGCUGCCAAAUCCAAAGUCGCUGCUCACGCACGUCUCGCGACCAACGAAGAACACUUUGAACAAGCUCGGCGUUUUCACCGUCUCCUCGUUCCACGCUUUCAUCUGUGCCCGCUCCCCGUCUCUGCUAAAUAAUUUGCUAGCUGGACGUGGUGCCACCAAGCGCCGGCCACCGAUGCUUUCGCGCUCGAACAGCGGCUCCAGUCGCCGUUCCAUGCAGAUGAAUUCACGUGACGAACCGGAAAAAACUUUCAAAGUUGCGAUGCCCGACAAUGCUUACUCGACAGUUUAUCUACGUGACGCCAUGUCUGUCGAGGAAUUCCUUGCCAGCGCCUGCGCCCGACGCAACCUCAAUCCCAUGGAGCACUUUGUGCGCGUCAAGAAGCGACGUGACAUGGAGGAUCACAAUUACUUUGUGCCGCAUCGCAAUGAUCUGAUUGAAAAUUAUCUACAUAAUCACGAAUUUGUGGAGGUAUGCAUGAAAAUACUCUACCAGGUUGAGCUGCAACGCACAACAUUGGAGCAGAUGUGGGGCUUCUCUGUGGAGGCGGAAUUGAUCGAGAAUGCGGAGCGGCAGGACGAGCUGUGCUGUUAUGUGAGUCGCGUCGAGGAUAAGAGUGUGGCAAUGCAUAAUGGCAUUAUCAAAGGAGACGAAAUAAUGGUCAUCAAUGGUGCGAUUGUAUCCGAUCUAGAUAUGAUGUACUUAGAGAGUGUCCUGCAGGAGGAGCAGUCCCUCAGCAUGAUGAUGCGCUCGUCACGCACCGAACCACCGGAUCUAGUGGGCAUAAUGCGUGUCACUGAUGAUAUGAUUGACUCGCUGGUGUGCCCACCGCCGCCCACGGAUCCACCAGUGAUGAGCGAGGAGAUGAUAUCUGGCCUGAUUGUCCCAGCACCCGGUUGGAAUGGCACAGGCAAGGAUUUAUAUUCACCGGAGGCAGAGAGCUCGCCAGCACCCUCAUUUGUGGAGCCCACAGGCGCCCAACUGGCUGUAGUUGGAGGCGUUGUCAAGGCGACAUCGCGCACCAGCAGCUUCGAGAUUGAGAAUCUGCUGAAGACCGCAGAGCAAGUUACCGGCUUUUGUCGUUCACCUCAGGAAACGCGCAAAUCGAGCCCCACGGGUUCAGUCACAUCCUCGGUCUCGACCACAGCGCUAACACCGUCGCGCCAGCUAACCGAUGCGGAGAAGCUGCGCAAAGUCGUCAUGGAGCUGGUGGAUACCGAGCGUACCUAUGUAAAGCACUUGAACAAUCUACUGGAGCACUAUCUGGAGCCCAUGAAACGCGAGACAUUCCUCUCUAAUGCUGAAAUCAAUGCUCUCUUUGGCAACAUACACGAGAUUGUUACAUUCCAGCGUCAGUUCCUGCAGAAUCUUGAGGAGGCCUUAGAACUUGAGCCGGAAUUCAAUAAAUUUGAACACUGUGGACAGUUCAGGAAUGUGCUGUUUGCUAUCGGUUCCGCUUUUCUCUAUUAUGUAAAUCAUUUCAAGCUCUACUCCUCGUUCUGCGCUAGCCACAGCAAGGCUCAGAAGGUUUUGCAUCCAAACGAAGGCAACCAUGCGCUUCAAGAGUUUCUCGCCGCUAGAAAUCCCAAACAACAGCACAGCAGCACCUUGGAAUCGUAUCUGAUCAAACCCAUACAGCGCAUACUCAAGUAUCCGCUAUUGUUGCAGCAGAUGCGCAAUCUGACAGAUACGCGAGCCGACGAGCAUGUCCAUUUGUGCGAGGCGCUAAAAGGCAUGGAGAAAGUGGCAGAGCAUAUUAACGAAAUGCAGCGCAUUCAUGAGGAAUAUGGUGCUAUAUUCGAUCAUCUGUUUAGGCAGCACCAGAAAUCAUGCAAGCAGCCCAUCGACUUGAGUCCAGGUGAUCUGUUGUACUAUGGCGGCGUGGAAUGGUUAAAUAUUUCCGACUUCUUGGGCAAAAUCAAGAAGGGUCUAGAGCUGCACGCCAUGUGCUUUGUCUUCAAAUCUGCGGUAGUGUUCCUGUGCAAAGAGCGCUUGCGUCAGAAAAAGAAGCUUAUGGGCGUUUCGAGCAAAAACGCACCAAACGAAGUCGAAAUCAUACGCUAUCAGGUGCUCAUACCGGUUACCGAGGUACAGGUUCGCGCCUCCUCGGCCAAGGACAUGGACUCUCACUUCCUGUGGGAGCUCAUACAUUUGCGUUCGCAGCUGCAGCGACGCUCGGAGAAGGUGUACGUGCUGUCAAACAGCACAGCCGACUUCCGCAAUGCAUUCCUCAAGACCAUCAGGCAAAUCAUACGAGAGAGUGUGCGAAACAUGUCAAUUCCCAUGAAAAAUUUCGGUGGUAGUUCUGGAUCUGUUUCCGGAAUGUCCUCACAGGGCGGCUAUGCGGGCAACUCCCAGACCCUGGAACGGCCAAAGCAGCAGAUAACCAUUGUGCAUGGCUCGCACACGCUGGGCAAGCCAAAGAAAAAAUCGGGCUCGCAACGCCAUUCGGCCGGCAACAUUGACUAUGACAAUCUGUCGGGCAGCCAGGAGGCGGAUGAUGUGCCACCCAGUGUGCAUUAUGCGCCACACACACAGCAGAUGCAGCCUGUGGGCUUCCGUAGUCGCAGCAAGACAGUUGGCGAUGUCACUGAAAUCACUUACUCCUCCAUAGAUCCGCAGCCGCAUCAGCAUCAGCAUCAUCCACAGCAACCGCCUCCGCCACCGAUUCGUCAGCCACACUUGCAUCAUCACAGCGACAUCGAACGCAUUGAUCCGGGCACCAAGUCAGAGGGUGAGGAGGACUCGCAACAAGGAACAAUCAGACCGAAGGCCACCCUGGGCCGCACGCCCAAUCACUUGACACUGAGCACCACUUCUACGCUCUCGGUAGGCAGUACUGGCAGCCAGGCGCGCUUGAUCCAAUCAUCGCACCCACCAUCAAACUACCAACCCGUGCUAAUGAAGGACCUAGGGUCCCCGGUGUGGAAACCACGAGACAUGAUAAAUUUAGGCACAGAUCCACAGUCAACAACCCGCAAAGACGAUGUGAAAAAUUAAAUCAGAUAAAGCCAAACAAAGCUUUUAGCAUAAAACUAAGAAAAUAAUAUGCGAAACGAACUCAAUCCAAUUUCUUGCGUUCAAUUUUAACUAAUCAAGUGUAAGCAACAACAACAACAAUAAUAAUAAUUACAACAACAACAAAAAAACAACAAACAACAACAGUUCAUACAAGAACAAAACACAAGCAAAGCGAACUAACGUACUAUGUAUUUUUAAAACAGGAUACCUUCAAUUUAAGAAAACAAACAGAGUAACAGAGAAACAAAGUAACAGAGAAGAAAGAGAGAAAGAGAGAGAAACGUAAGAAAUCAAUUGUUAUUGUAUUGUAUCCACAAUCUUAAACUUGUUACGUACUUACUACACGAUGAUUUGAUUUGUUUCUUAAGCAUAAAACAUCGAAGAAGUUUGUUCAUUAAUUUUAUUUCAACUUUUAAUAGGAACAAGAGAACAAAAGGAAAUUAACAAAUCUCUUUUAAAGACUUUGAUUUAUACCGAUUGUAUUUAACACGUGCAACAAACAAAUUUCAUAUUGAAUAUAUAAUUAAUUAAAUUUAAAAAAAAAAACGAGCAAAGGAUUUUGAAAAAGAUUUAAACAAAAAAUAUGAGAACAAAUUCAAUGCAUUUGUCGCUGAAAAAGACUUGAAAGUAAAUUUCGAUUUAAAUACAUUUAUUGAGGGGAAAACCGUAGAGAAAUUGCAACAUUGUAUUUAGGCUUAGUGAAUUUAAAUUUAAAACAAAAUGAAAAACCAAAAACAAAACACAAAGCAGAAUUGCAAAUUAAAUGAGAAGAGAAAUGAAAAGGAGACAACAAUUCAAAAAAUGAAUAAGAAAUCGUUCAAAAGAAAGAACAUUUUAGAGAGUUAAGCAACACACAAGCAAAUCAUUACACUCGUAUUAAAUAAAGCGAAAUGCGAAUGUUUAGUUUAUAGGAGAUACACUGAAAUAAAUUACAAAGCAAACCACACACACGGAGACACAACCAGCAUGAGAAAUGAAAAUAGGAAAAAUUUAGUGAAAAUGUUGAAUGGUGAAGAAGAUGAAAUAAUAACAUAACACUACAAGUAAAUCCAUACACACUAGUAAAGCGUUAAAUAUGAAAUUUAAAAAAUCAAAUUUAAAAAACAAAAACCAACCCAAAAGUCCCUCACAAAGCCAAGUAAAGCAAACGAGCAAAAGUUUAAAAAACAUUUUAAAAUAUGCGAAAUUAUAAGCAUUAACAAAGAAAUGAACACAAACACCAACACAUUCACAAAGCAACAAUGAAAAACCAACACCUAGCAAAAUUACAAUAAUAUUUAAAACCAAAAACAACAAAGCAAAUCAAAGAAAACAAAAACAAAAACAUAUAGCAAGGUUCCAUACGCAAGCAAACACAGAGACAAGUGUUCAAUAAUUUUCAUUGUGAAUUAUUUAUUUGAGUUCUUGCCAUUUGUUUACACGAUAUUAUUUGUUUUUGCAAAAGCCUAAGCGAAACAACACUCACAUUUUUUGAUAAGAAUUCUACCAAGAGAUAAACAAAAAAUAAUAAUUAAAUUGGUUGUGAAUGCAGCUUGGAUGUUAUUCGAUUAAAAGAAAACCCCCGAAUUGCUGAAUGAAUUUAAUCCAUUAAGCUCACAACUCAUCGACCAUCAUUCGAUCACUCGAUCAUUCGAUCAAUUAAUCAUUCACGUUCUCCAGCUCACACUGUCGGCAGACAAUUUUCGGUAACUUUCUUGCAGUGUAUGCAUCAGCUGGCUUUCAUUUUGCCACUCCCAUUGAUGAAGAUCGAAACAUAAUCAAAACAUUUUUAGGUUUCCAAUAUAUUUGAAUAAUAUAUUCAAUAUAGAAUUGAAUUAAACGGCAAACAGUAAUAACUACAAAUUCUAAACAGAUUAAUUGAUAAAACGAUAAACAAGAAAUGAAAGGAACGAACGAAACUUAAUCAAACCAACACCCCCACAAACAAACAUAAGAAGAAUAAUAAUAAUAAUAUUUAUAAUAAAAAUAAUAAUAAUAUACCAAAUCACAGCAUUUUAACAUAAUUUUUACUGUAAAUAUAAGUUGGAAAUAAGAGAUAAUUCAAAACCAAAGCAGAGCAGUCAGCUUUACGAUGCCGGAAACUUUAGUCAAUGAAAAUAAAUGAAUAGUUCAAUUUUAAAACUCAGUUGAAAAUGGUUAUAACAACAACAAAAACAACAACAACAAGAAAGAAACAAAAUAAGAAACAACUAAUUAAAAUAGUAUGAUUAAUUUUGUAAGCGUUAGACUAAUUUUUAAUACAUUUUAACAUAAUGUGCAUCAAUGAAUUGUAUUAAGCAAUUGAGAAACAUUUAAUUGAGUUCAGCACCGGCCCCUCCGUCACAGAGCGGGGCGCAAAACAACUUUUUAACAAAUUGUUAUUGGAUAUUUGAUUUGUUUAAGCAAUUGUUAGUUAUUCUACCAUAUUUACUUUGGCCUGAGCAGCAAGUAAAUGACAGAAAAUAGCAAAUAUAUUACAGUUAUAAGUCAGCAAACACGCAAACAUAACCAAAUUUACGAAAUUCAAAAGCGAAAAGCAAAAACAAACAUUUACAAAUAGAAGAGCCGAUUUGUAACACAAUUGCAAGAAGUUAAAACGAAACGAGUCUAUUUAUAACAACCAAUCAACCAACCAAACAAACAACAAACAAACAAACGACAAACAUUUAAAAUUCAAUUUUUAUUAUAAAGUAAUUAGCAACUGCAAAAAAAAAAAAACAAAACAACAACAACAAGAGCAAAUGAUGUUGAAAAGUACUUUUGGAAAACCACAACAAAACAAUUCACACCACAGCAAAAUACACAAUAAAAACAAUUAACAACAUCAAAGAUUAUACAAUUGCAAAUGAAAAUUAAUAUGCAAAAUAAGGAAACUGAA
Scaptodrosophila lebanonensis is the source of this 9447-nucleotide messenger RNA. RefSeq names its product protein still life, isoform SIF type 1 (gene sif). Gene Ontology annotation, cellular component: synapse; membrane. Lineage: Eukaryota; Metazoa; Arthropoda; Insecta; Diptera; Drosophilidae. Gene Ontology annotation, biological process: small GTPase-mediated signal transduction; activation of GTPase activity; positive regulation of axonogenesis. The record is from RefSeq and is a predicted model, not a curated record. The transcript is spliced from 22 exons. Gene Ontology annotation, molecular function: protein binding; guanyl-nucleotide exchange factor activity. Bases 213 to 6569 code for a protein of 2118 amino acids.